ACUGUCAAAUUUGAAAAGUUUUAACGGUGUGUUUGAGUUUGAGUGUAAAAGUGAUUGUUUUGUGUUGUCUCUACCAAAGUUAUUAACUUAUUAAGUUUUUAAACAAGUAAAAAUGUUUGAAUACGACAGUUUGGUAAUGAAAAAUGCUUCGUUCUUGAGAGCUCGAGAUCCCAGUAUUUUAACAUACAAUCGGUCCUUAAUACCUGGCGCAAGGACAAAUCUAGAUAAGGACUUUGCUGAAGAAACUUAUCAACAAAAAAAUCAGCCCGAAACCAUCCGUGUUUAUCUCCGCAUAAAAAACGGCUAUGACUUGAAAGACUUGUACGAAAUUGAGGGAAAUACCCUCGUUUCGAAGGUGCCCCCAGGUUCGAAUUUCCUGCGCAACAUCAAAGAAGGUGACUCUUUGAAGAAAAUCCACGCUUUUACAAAAAUCUUCGAGCCUCAAACAACCCAAAGAGAUAUUUUCAAUGACGUCGUUAAACCAAAAAUUUUUGAUUUCAUAAAUGGACAGAAUUCCACUCUUUUAACUUAUGGCGCUUCAGGAUCUGGAAAAACAUUCACUGUCAUUGGGACUGAUGAAGAACCAGGAAUCGUUCCUCGUUCUUUGGAAUAUCUCUUCCGUACUUUGCCUCAACUCAUGUCAGAUCCUGCUGCCAAGCCAUCACCUGCAGGAAAUGUGACACUAUUGAGUGAUUCCGACUGCAAGAAAGAAAAAUUGCUGUGUAGAAAUCUCCUGAAUUCGUCUUCAGCGGUGGGGGAUCGAAUGCAGCACGUCAGGAUUUACAAGGCAAUGCAACAAAGACUGAGCAGCGAACCGGUCGCUUUUCUGGAAGACUGCAAUGACUUAUCUAUCGGCGUGUGGAUCUCUUUUGCCGAAAUAUACAACGAGCAAAUUUACGACCUGCUUCGCGCAAACCCUUCGAAAAAAGAACAACGACCAAGACUGCGCUUAGGCAUGUCUAAAGGUCAAGUCUACAUUAAAAACCUGACAUGCGUGAAUGUAAGAAGUGGAGAGGAAGCAUAUCAGAUCCUCCAGUACGGGCUAAACAAUCUCAAUUAUGCACCAACCCGAGUAAACGAACACUCAAGUCGCUCCCAUUCGAUUUUUACGAUAAAAUUGGUACAAGUUUCAAAGUCAGAUGGUGGCUGCUUCGUUAGCAGCUUUAAUUUUUGUGAUUUGGCUGGUUCCGAACGCAGUAAAAAGACCCUAAAUGUGGGUGAUAGACUCCGAGAAUCCAACAAUAUUAACACCUCUUUGUUGGUCCUGGGGCGGUGCAUUUCUGCAGUGAGAAACGCACAAAAGGCGCAUGAUAAUAAAUUGGUUCCGUUUAGAGAGUCAAAAUUGACCCAAUUGUUCCAAAAGGCGUUAUCAGGAGGCGAAGACAUUGCGAUGAUUGUUACUAUAAAUCCCUCACGCGAAAUGUUCGACGAAUCUCAACACGUGCUCAACUUUUCCGCCGUUGCAAGCGAAAUCAGCAUCGAAACUGCCACCAAACAGAAAGAAACAGUUCGAGAUGUUUUAAAAAAUAAAACAUGUACGGAGGAAGACUUUGAGUACACAAGUGAAGAACUGCAAAACAUGAUUUUGCUUCUACGAGAUGAACUCGAAAUCCAACGAAACGAGUACGAAACCAACUUGAAAAUCGAAAGAGAGUAUUUAAGGAAGGGCUACGAGGAAAUCUACCAAGACCACGAGAAUUAUGUGCAAGAAAGGAUUAAAUUUGCAGAGGAGCGGGUGAGAAGGCAAUACGAAGACGAAAUCGAGGCUUAUAAAGAUAAAAUCAAAGAGUUGGAAAAUAGAUCUGAAGUUAUUGAACUGAGCUCGGAUGAAGAAUCGGAAGCUAAGGAAACUAGAAGGAGAGUUACUAACCUUAGGAGGACUUUAGAUGAAGGGUUUGGUCGAUAUCGGGCAGCUGAGGAAAAAUGCAGACAACUCGAAAUUGAAAAUAUUCAAUUAAAGGAGCGAAUUUUUGAAUUGGAAAAUGAGCUAGAGGCGUUCAGACAACAUCACGCGUCGGUGAUCAGUGAAGAAAUUGAAGGUUCCGAAACGUAUGGUGAAAAUGGUGUGGCUUUUAACUUAUGGGAUGAUUAAGUAAUCGUUGUUUUGUUAUUAUUUGUUUUUAAUUUGUUUUGCCGUUUUAAUUUUUACCAUGAGAUAAAUACAAUAUUUUUUCAGUAAAA
Tribolium castaneum (red flour beetle) is the source of this 2181-nucleotide messenger RNA. RefSeq names its product subito (gene sub). The record is from RefSeq and is a predicted model, not a curated record. The coding region runs from base 113 to 2092 and encodes 659 amino acids. Gene Ontology annotation, biological process: microtubule-based movement. Lineage: Eukaryota; Metazoa; Arthropoda; Insecta; Coleoptera; Tenebrionidae. The transcript is spliced from 4 exons. Gene Ontology annotation, molecular function: microtubule binding; ATP binding; ATP hydrolysis activity. Gene Ontology annotation, cellular component: microtubule; kinesin complex; nucleus.